AUGCAGGAAGCGCGUGAUCUGUUUGAUUCAAUGCCUGAAAGAACUCUGAUAUCUUGGACUAUCCUCAUGUCAGGUUAUGCCAAACAUGGUCCUGGUAAGGAAGCCUUGGCAUUGUUUAAAGACAUGCUGUCUGUUGAUAAAACGGUGCGCCCUGACUCGUAUGUUUACGCGGUUGUGUUGAGAAGUUGUGGAGAAAUGAGGGAGUUGGGGUUUGGCAAAGGGGUUCAUGGCCAAGUUUUAAAAAAAGGAGAGGCUUUUCUUGACGAGUUUUUGGAGAAUUCUUUGGUAAAUAUGUAUUCAAGUUGUGGCCUUUUGGAGGAUGCUGUUUUCAUUUUUGAUGGGAUUGAGAAGCCUGGUUUGGUUGCUUGGAGUUCGAUGUUAAAUGCUUACGUGAAAAAUGGGUUAGAAAAAGAGGGUUUGAAUCUUUUCCUCAAUAUGGUUUUUAAGGGAAUCGAGUUGGAUGCUUUUUUGUUUUCAGUGGUUAUCAAGGCAUGUUUUAAUUUGGAGCAGUUGAACUUGGGAAUUCAACUACAUGGUUUGAUGAUUAAGAAAGGAUUUGGGAAAGGCUGUUGUUUGUUUCUGGACAAUAGUUUAAUGGAUUUUUAUGCAAAAUGUAAGGAUCUGAAAGGAUUAAGACGAGUUUUUGAUCAGCUGUCUGAGAAAGAUUUAGUUUCAUGGAACACAUUAAUCAUGGGUUAUGUACAUAAUUUUCAUUACUUUGAAGCUCUUAGGAUUUUCAGAGUUUUAAUGCAUCAAGUCGGUUAUUGUGAUGAUUUCACAAUUACAAGUAUUCUCAAGGCAAUUUCUAGUUUACAUGGCAUGGACUAUGGCAGGCAGGUUCAUGGAUAUACAGUUAGGAUCGGCUUAGUAUCGAAUAACUAUGUAAUGUGCUCUCUUUUGGAUAUGUAUAUCGAGUGCAUUGAGCACGAGAGCUCUGAACAGUGGGAAAAUGUUCCUUUGAAGGUGUAUGUUGGCUUAGAAAGAGGUGAAUCCAAUGAGAAUAUUAUUAUAGCAAGCAUGCUAAAAUGGUGCUCUCUGUUAUCAAAUCUUGAUGCAGGGAAAGUAUUCCACUCCUUGGCAAAGAAACUCGAUGUUCAUUCCGAUCCAUAUGUUAUAAGUGCUUUGAUUGAUAUGUAUUCCAAGUGUGGGAUGCCACAGGCUGCUUUAAGGGUUUUCAAAAGAGUAGAAGAUCCAGGCACCGUAACGUGGUCAGCUCUGAUCUCUGGACUUUCUUUGAAUGGGUGGUUUGUGGAAGCACUGACAUGUUUCCAGAAAAUGCAGCUUAAUGGUAUUGAAGCAAAUGAGUUCACCUUAACAUCUGUUAUUCUAGCUAGCGUGGCUUUAGGUGAUCUUAGAAAGGGAAGGGAAUUACAUUGCAAGAUACUCAAGGCUUGUUAUGAAUCAAAUCUUUCUGUAGUUAACAUGCUCAUUAAUCUUUACUCGGAAUUAUCGGAUCACCAUCAAGCACUCAAGAUAUGUUCUUUGAUUUCAGAUGCUGAGAUCUCAUGGAAUUUAUUGAUACAGGCCUGCCUCAAGGCAAACGACAAUGAAAUGAUUCACAAACUUCUCAGGAGGAUUCAAUCAUGCUCCGGUUAUAUUGAACCGAUCACUGUUUGUGAUAUUUUCAGAUCGUGUAAUAGCCCAGUGUAUUUGAAUAUGGGGAUGCAAGCUCAGGCUUACAUGACCAAAAGAGGUCUUCUCUCGCAUCCUAUGAGUGGGAAUGGUCUCAUUCAGAUGUAUUCCGAAUGUGGACAAAUUGCAGAGGCGAAUUCAGUGUUUGAAUUGAUGCCUGAGAAGAGUUCUUCGUGUUGGACGUCUAUCAUCUCUGCCAAAGUGGAGCAUGGACAUCCAUCUGAAGCUCUGGCUUUAUUUAAUGAUAUGAGGAGGAGGAAUAAAUUAGUGGACUCAAGCACGUUAAAAUCAAUCUUGAAGGCAUGUGGCCGAAUGGGUCGAGUAGAUCAGGUGCAUAGCCUAUUAAUGUCCAUGGAAGUGGUUUAUGGAGUUGAGCCAUCAGAAGAGCAUUAUUCUUGCAUUGUUGAAGCUUUUAUGCGAGCAGGAAUGCUAGAAGAAGUUGAGAACUUCAUCAACGAGGUUGUUCUAGGUAAAAAUGGCACAAAGAUUUGGAACACACUUCUUUCAUCUGCCCGUGUUAUGGGUAACAUGGACAUGGCAAGAUUUGCUUUGGAGAAGCUAUUAGAAGUAGAUCCAAAUAACUGCUUUGCGAAUCGAAUGCAUGACAAGGUCCUGGUAAUGUUCGGUAAGUGGAAAGAUGCAUCGAGGACUGCAGGUGGAAGUAGUACCCUAGGGCCGAAUUCUAGUUGCAUAGAAGUGCGGAACAAAAUAUAUGAAUUCGUCUCCAACCAAAAUCCGACCGAAGAAGUCUCCAAUAAAUUAGCUGAGCUAGGAAGAGAGAUGGAGGAGUUGGGAUACGUAGCGGAGAGAAACCAUUUGCUGCAUGAUGCAGAAGAGGAAGAAUACGAUGGUGCAGGCCUUGGUCAUACCGAGAUGAAGGCCAUCGCGUUUGGGCUCUUAUCGUUACCCCACGGAAUGUCAGUGAGGGUGACUAAGAGCAUCAGGAUGUGUGGUCGUUGUCAUUCUGUGUGCAAGUUCAUGUCGACUUUUGUAGAUCGAGAAUUGGUUGUCAAGGACAAUUGCACCUUUCACCACUUCAGAGACGGUAAAUGCAGUUGUCAAGAUUCAUGGUAGCAUCUG
Messenger RNA from Hibiscus syriacus, 2712 nucleotides. Its product is annotated as pentatricopeptide repeat-containing protein At4g21065-like. NCBI's taxonomy places the organism in Eukaryota, Viridiplantae, Streptophyta, Magnoliopsida, Malvales, Malvaceae. The record is from RefSeq and is a predicted model, not a curated record. Bases 1 to 2706 code for a protein of 901 amino acids. The transcript has a single exon. Gene Ontology annotation, biological process: RNA modification. Gene Ontology annotation, molecular function: RNA binding; protein binding; zinc ion binding.